Messenger RNA from Dendronephthya gigantea, 2781 nucleotides. RefSeq lists its product as uncharacterized. Bases 413 to 1861 code for a protein of 482 amino acids. The transcript is spliced from 5 exons. Lineage: Eukaryota; Metazoa; Cnidaria; Anthozoa; Malacalcyonacea; Nephtheidae. The record is from RefSeq and is a predicted model, not a curated record.
AAAUGUUUCCAGCUGUAUUGAAUAUAUACCACGACGUUUUGUCCACACAGACGGAUUCCUAAACCCCAACCUGUCUAACUAAAUAUACACUUCAGCUAAUGUACAAUAAUAUAAUCCAUUUAGGGAAAAAAGGGUGAAAAAAUACUUAUUACUCUAAAGUCUAAACACGAUCACUGAGUCAUGUUGUAAAAAACAAUGGAUAUAUAUAUAAAUAUAGACUUCCAAAUUGGUUGCCAAGGUCGUGAGGGCACCUGCUUACCCAAACGUAAACAUGUGUUCAGCUUUAAUAUAUAUAUCGGUUGGCUGUAAUUAAAUCCCAUUUUGAACUGCUGUCAGAAUACGUGAAAAUAGAAAUAUUUUAAAGAAAGAAAGAAUUGAAAGGGUUUACAAGAAGGAAUAGACUUUGGUACCGAUGCGUCGGUCAAGUUUACCGAACGUAAAAGACAAUUUGGUUAUCACUCGAGCUAACGCACGUUAUCCACACUCUCAAAAUGUUUCGCGAUCGUGGCAACCUCGGGACGUGGUCGCCCGAGUUCGUACCGAGGAAAGGUUAGCGAGAUCAGUCGGGGAACGAAGCCAAGAGAGGAAGGUUUUGGAAUGGUGCAAGAAAAAUAACGUGAAUGUCAUUCGUAAAUUGCCAAAACUUGAUUCUACAGUCAUCACCUCAAGAGGAAUAAAUGAAGAAAGAUUCACGAGUUUUGUGGAUGAAGCAAAACUUGUCAAACGAGAACAACCGGUUAAACCCCCGGACUACAACAAGGAAAAAGCUCGGCCUUCAACAGAACACCGUGAAAACUUCUGCGCGUUUUGUCAAAGGGAUCUUCCAAAGAAAAGACAACGAGCUCGUAAAUCAACUUUUUUUACGAGCCCUUACGAGUGUGAGCAUUGCGGAGCAUCGAACGACAUUUACUUAGACAGUGACAAGAAUGUUUCUGAGUCCGAGAGCGAAGAUGAUCCGAAAUUUUCCGAGAGCGUUCACGACACGAUACGACGAGGAAAUCCUGAACAAGUCAUUGAUCAUCGAACAUUUUCCGAGGAUGAAACGAAAUCUGAGAGUUUAGAGAGAAUUGUUGAUAUUGAAAAUGAUGAGAGUGAUAUAUUUUGGAGAAGUGACUCUGAUUUUAAUAGCUUUCCUGGGAAUUUUGAGGAAAACUUGGCCGAUAUUAAUUUGAAUGAAGACUGUUAUUCUGGAACAGUAUUUCUAACAGAGACUUCACUUGGUAGCCAUAGUAUUCCACCUGUUGAGGUGAAGGUUGCUUGGGACGAUGACAACAGUAAUCAAUUCGCAGAAAUUAGCAGAACGAUCGCCACGGACGAUGGGAUUGAAGAUGACGUCACCUCACAGGAAAGCUGUGAUGUCACUUCACAGGAUAGCCAGUCUAGGAUGUCUAACAAUUUUGAGGAAUCAAGUCUUGAGAAUCCAGGAACUAAUAGCUUGUCUUUAGAAAAUGACUCAAUUGAUUUAGGGCCAAGGCUCAGCCCAACUCCUCCGCCUCCUCAAGGUAGGCGUGGGAGUUCACCAAGGAACUUUCUUUAUGGUGAACACCCCAAGAGAAGAGGUUCAGAAGAAGUUCAUGUGACUAGUAUGGAUGGAUCUUAUGAUAUGACUCAGUCACCUAUUGCAAACCGUUCUGUUGGUUUGACUAGAGUGGCGCUAAUGAGACUAAGUCGCUCAAAAACACGAGGCUCCCGGAGUUCACCUGGUACACCUCAACCUGUUGCUAGAUCAAAGGAGGAGUCUCGUUCUCAUUCACACGAUCCCCAAGACUCGUAUUCAUUUCUGGAUGCAGUCAGUCCUGAAAUUAAGUCGAUCCACAAGCAUGAGAACAGACAAAACUCUUCAGAUUCUCAAGAUUCAUAAAAAAAACAGAUGUUGUUGCACCAUGAGUGGGAACUUGUUUCCUACUGAUUCCUAAAGGUCCAUGAUCAUCCUUAUUCAUCGUAUCAUUAUCUAUCAACGUCCAUCCUAUUUUGGCCGAAAUCGAAAGGUCUUAUUAUGACUCAAAGCCCAAUUGUUUUCUGUUGAAUGCAGACCCAACUGAGUUUUUAUUUUUUCAGCUGUCCUUUGUCUACGUAUUUGCAUAUGCAUGAGCAAUCUGCUGAAAAAUAUCCGAUGCAGUAUACCAUUCUGUUUCAAAUUCCUUCGUGAGAUCUUUUCCAUUGUAUCUUCUUCUAAAUUCGCUAAUCCAGUCUUGAGUUUCUUGUAAACUUUCUUUCAUUGGUAAUAGCGAUGCUCGUCCUGACCUUUGCUUUGCCAUGUGAGUUGAGCGACCUAAUUCAUUGUUUUCCAAAGCCAAUAAUAUUCCUUUCUUUUCAGCGAAAGCUAUCUUCUUUUGUAUUCGUCUUAAGGUAUCUUCUGGAGCUUUUAACUUUCUUGUAGGGCAAAUAUCCUGAAGCUUGUACGGUGUCUCUAAAAUUUGUGGCCUAAUCUUGUCGCCAUUCAUCACACAGCUUAUAAGUUAUGAAUUUAUAUAUCUUUUUCUGAAUUUCAGAAUCAAGUCAUCAUAAAUUCUUUCCUUUUUCAUUUUGUCCCAUCUUCUUAAAGAAAAUGUCCACAGCCGUUUACUCAAAUUAAAAGAUGUAUUAUAUUUUUUAUAAUUCGUCGUUUUCGGCUUCAACUCUUUACCAAAUCAAACAUAAAACCUGUUUAGUUUUGAAUUUCAAAUCUCUUAGUAAUUAUCAUGGUCUUACAAACAUUUAAAUUACCAGGCAACAAAUCUAAAGUAAUUAAUAUAUGACAUACUAAGAAGUAGAAUUAAAAAUUAAUACGGGACCGUUAGU